Styela clava is the source of this 3147-nucleotide messenger RNA. RefSeq lists its product as uncharacterized. Gene Ontology annotation, cellular component: CD40 receptor complex; external side of plasma membrane. Gene Ontology annotation, biological process: immune response-regulating cell surface receptor signaling pathway. The record is from RefSeq and is a predicted model, not a curated record. Lineage: Eukaryota; Metazoa; Chordata; Ascidiacea; Stolidobranchia; Styelidae. Gene Ontology annotation, molecular function: protein binding.
UUUUUAUUUCUUUAUUACAGAAUCUUGCUUCACAGAAGUAGGCCUACUGAUCGCAUGGUACCGUACAGUACCAGUAAGAUCAGAAUAAGUACAGAAGUAUACCGUACUACAGUCUGACAGUACUAAGUUUGUUUUACAUAAAAUAUGGUUCGCAGCGUACGGAAUAUCUGUAUGAUGGUUAUAUUUGACACUCAAUAUCUCAUUGUGAACCUGCUCCUGAUUUUGUCUGUAUCGAAUUAUGUUUUUGGAGCUAAUCGAAGGCAAGUUAUCAUUAGUCAAGCAAGGGACAUAUGUCUACAUUUUGAAGGACGUCUUGGAUUGUUUGAAAGUCCAACUGGAGAAUUUUGUUGCAAUUGUGUAGCUGGAUCGUAUUUAUCCAAGAUCUGUCAACCGAAUCAUCUCAGAAAGCCUGAAAGUCGAAUUUGUGAGCUUUGUCCGUUUGAUCCACUUGAUCCGAAUAAUCAAACAUACAUGCCUACAGAGAACAAUAAUACGCAGUGUAUUCAAUCAGAUAAUGAAGAUGUAUGCAAAAAGUAUAUGAAUACUCAACGAGAGAUGGGAAAUAGAACUAGGAAUAGCCGAUGCAUCUGUAAAACGGGGUAUCAUACUGCAAGCGGAACUGACGAUGUUUCUGGAGGUUGUCAUGAAAAUAGUCCAUGCAUUGAGGGAUUUGAACCAUCUCACCUUGCAACAAAGACGAGUGAUACACAAUGCCGUGUAUGUCAAAAUGGAACAUUUUCAAAUAUUUCCUCACCAACUGAAAUGUGUAUUCCUUGGUCCAAAUGUGAUGUGAUCGAAUAUGUAAAGAAUAUCGGUAACACAACUCAUGAUAUGGUUUGCCAACUUAAACUUGUGGCAAAUAAUCUUACAAACAAUAAUGUCACUGGAACAAUACAGAAGGAUGAUAUCACCCUUUUGAAUGAUGACAGAAAAGCCAUCAAAAUCAUCAUAUCAUGUGUUAUUGUCUUUGUGAUAGGGAUCAUUGUUGUCGCUGUGCUUUGUUAUCGUUUUUACCAAAAAAAAAAGAAAUCUCAAAAGUCUACUGACUCAAGUGAUAAAGAAACUUCACCUGAAAAUGGUCGAAUUCCGCCAGAGACUCCGAAACAGAAUGGGAAAUUACUUCCAAACCAUGAAAACAAAGACGCUACAAAUGAGGAUUCAAGUGAAGAAGACAGUUUUGUUGUAACAAUGGAGGAAGAGACAAAUAGCAGUGAAAAAAUUUCUUUACAUGAAAUUAGCCGUAGUGAAAAUCCUAAAUCUGACAAUAAUGCAACACCCAUAAGUUCAAGUUUACAGGAAAGUAGUGAUGUUUUAGAAGCCACUGUUGCUGCCGAGAUGGUUCCGUGUCAAAAUAAAGAAUUUUUUAAUGAAGAGCAACUGGAUGGAAUUGAGAAAAAGGGGUUUCUCAAUUGUUGUGUCGAAAGAUGUUUGAAGAAUCCAUCUAUUGGUCAUAAAAUGUUGAGAAAAAUCAAAAAAUUUGAUACCGAAGAUGUCAUUGAAUUUCUCAGAACACUCAAUUUAGGUGACGUUGCCAUCAAUGACGCAAAGAAAGAAAACAACACUCAAUCAGAACUUCGUUAUCAAUGCAUUGUCAAACUUAUUAAAAGUGAAGGUGAAAAACUGACCCCACGAACUAUUUUUAAAACGGAGACUGAAGAAAACAAUUCAUUGAGAAAUUGUUUGAUGGAGGAAUUUCUGAUGAACCUCAAAGUUUGCCAUCGUUCCAGCAAAUAAUGACAACAUAUUGCUGUUUAAAAUACCCACAUGAAGACACAAAUCCACAUGGUUAGGAAAAUACUUGUUUGUUUCAUAUGAUUGUUGAGAUUAAUAAAGCAAGAUUCAGCUCCAGACAUGUCCAGUAUUGUUUGCUAAUUGAAUGAAAAGUUUAUGUACAAAUGUUGUUCAUACGUAUGUUUGCCAAAUGUUUAAAGAAGUGUUUUUAUACAGACAUAUAUUGGAAUCAGGAUUUGCUUUUGUAAUUAAUGCUAUUAUGUUGUAGUACAGUUGCUUCUAUGGUACAUUUCAGUGCUAAAAUAUUUUUGCUCACCCAGAUAUUCACUAAGGCUUUAUCUGGGCCAUUUUCCAUCCAAAUGUGUGUAAGAUAUGCACUGUGACUAUCUAUGUGCAAAUGAUGACAUUAUAAAUUUGUAUUCAUCAUGGAAAAUCCAAGUAUUAGUCAAUCGACUAAAUUAAUUUGACGCCACCAACCCUACUAUACGAUUGAAAUGUAGUUUUGUCAGAUUUUUGUACUUUUCAUGCAUUUUAGACUUGUUUAGGUCAAAUUGCAGUAGUCCUAUUUGAAGACUAAGCACUGAAACUGAUGCUUUUGAAAUACGUAUAAUUCUAUUACCUAUUAUUCUAUUACCUGAAACCCCGAAUUUAACGGGGAUUGUUCUUGCUGAAUUGUUCCGGACCUUGCUGGUGGUUGUUUAAAUGCAUUAGUGUUGAAACCCUUUCUAUUUCAUGUUCAAUUUUUGUUACUCCCGCAGUAUGUGUACCAGGUUAGGGCAGGCCAUAAUUUUAUUCUGAUUUUCCUUAUUUUGAUUCUAUUACGAGUUCGUGAUGUAAAGUAAGCGAACAAAAUUAGUUACCUCCAUAUUGGUACACAUACUUCUGGACCGCCAAAUUUUUUCUUUUUCUCUGGAAUUCAUGAUAAUGGAUUUGUGCAAUUACAGAUUCACUCUUGACCAAAGUAUUGGAUGUUUUGGCUAGUUUUCAAUAGAAUUUUCUUAAUAGUGAUACUUAUUGACUGUUCUGGAUAUCAGGAUAAUCUGACCACUAAUUAAGAGGAAAUGAAUCAUGAAUAUUCAGCUCUGUAUGCACUUAUUUAUGUUUAUGCAUUUCGAAAUAUAAAGUUUUUGUUAUUUUUAGAUAUUUUAUAUUGCCAAUUUUUUAUUCAUUUUAAUCUUUUAUUUUAAUUUUAUGCCUAUGAACACUGAUUGAAUGUUCGGUUCUUUAUUAUAUGAGUGUUCUAACAUACUAGUGCUGACUUAUGCUAGCAAAAGACAUUUCGAUAUAUCACUCAACGCGCGGUAAGUGAAAGAUUAAUUACUAGGCUUAACGAUGUGUUUAAUUCAGUUUUCUAACUGCCAAGUUCUUGCUCUUUCGCGUGCAUGGCAUAUUCAAAUAUAAGUUUUUAAUGCACGU